AAGGAAAAGCCAGAGGAGAAAACCAGGAAGAAGAAACCUUUCAAAACCCUCUCCUUUCCCCCCUUUCGUCUCUCCCUCUUCGCUUCCCCGUUCUCGCGGUGGAGUCCGAGCGACUUCCCCCCUCUCUCGGAAGUAAAACCUACUCCCAUUCGGUACCAGAACUUGACCUUUUCCUUCUUGUUCGGGUGGUGUCUGUUUUCUGGAGCAUUUUGGUGGCGAAGUCCCUGUUUUGGGUUGCCGUUGGAGACCAAGAUGGAAGGGGGGACGGAGGGUUACAAUUCGCGGACGCCGGAGGAUGUGUUUAGGGAUUUCCGAGGCCGGCGAGCCGGAAUAGUCAAGGCUCUCACCACCGAUGUUGAGAAGUUCUACCAGAAAUGCGAUCCUGAAAAAGAGAAUUUAUGUCUAUAUGGUCUGCCUAACGAGACUUGGGAAGUGAACUUGCCAGUCGAGGAAGUUCCUCCCGAGCUUCCAGAACCAGCAUUAGGUAUAAACUUUGCUCGUGAUGGAAUGGGCGAAAAGGAUUGGUUGUCACUAGUUGCAGUUCACAGUGAUGCAUGGUUAUUAGCUGUUGCUUUCUACUUUGGUGCACGCUUUGGGUUUGAUAAAGAAUCCAGGAACCAGCUCUUCCAAAUGAUCAAUAGCCUUCCAACCAUAUAUGAAGUUGUGACGGGAAUCACCAAGAAACAAUCCAAAGAUAAAACCCCUAGCAGCAAUGGCAAGAGCAACAAAUCUAGUUCAAAGUCGUCGAGACCAUCAGAGUCCCAUGCAAAAGCCUCAAAGAUGGCUCCACCGACGGAGGAACAUAGUGAAGGAGAGGAUAAGGACGAGGAAGAUCAUGGAAAUACUCUAUGUGGUGCAUGUGGAGACAACUACGCCAAUGACGAGUUUUGGAUAUGCUGUGACAUUUGUGAAAAAUGGUUCCAUGGGAAAUGUGUUAAGAUCACUCCUGCACGGGCUGAGCACAUCAAACAAUACAAGUGCCCUGCUUGCACUACCAAGAGGGUUCGAACAUGAAGGAACAGGAAGUAUGUGUCUUUUGUUUUAGAAACAAGGGCUUUAGAUGCAGCAGGAAAUGGGACUACACACUGGAGUUUCCUUGAUCUUACCUUGCACUAGUAUGGUUUAUUAGUUACAGACAUUUAGCAUUAGCAAACUGAAUCUGCCCGCAUUAUCUUUCCAGACAUGUCUUAGCUUGUUGAAUGAAAUGCUUCCUUUUGAAUACCCAUUUUA
Molecule: messenger RNA, 1230 nt
Organism: Musa acuminata subsp. malaccensis (wild Malaysian banana)
Lineage: Eukaryota; Viridiplantae; Streptophyta; Magnoliopsida; Zingiberales; Musaceae
Product: PHD finger protein ALFIN-LIKE 8
Biological process (GO): regulation of DNA-templated transcription
Cellular component (GO): nucleus
Molecular function (GO): transcription cis-regulatory region binding; transcription coregulator activity; histone binding
Source: RefSeq, a predicted model, not a curated record